This is a messenger RNA of Aaosphaeria arxii CBS 175.79, 930 nucleotides long. RefSeq lists its product as uncharacterized. The record is from RefSeq and is a predicted model, not a curated record. The transcript has a single exon. Lineage: Eukaryota; Fungi; Ascomycota; Dothideomycetes; Pleosporales. The coding region runs from base 223 to 702 and encodes 159 amino acids.
GGUGAUAUCAGCGAUCGAGAGGCCAAUGGGAGGAGGAAGUAGGCAGGGAGAAGGGACAGAGAGAGAUCAUGAAAGAUAGAGAGGGUCGAGUGGAAACAAGAAUACGAGGCCGGGAGGUAGAAGUACAAUGGGUGAAGACUGACAGAAAGGGCUAUAGUUUUGGAUACAGGGGAGUGGUGGGCUUGGGGCCAUCGAGUUCGGGUUGUUUGGCUGAAAGGAGCAAUGCCCACCAAGCAGGUAGCUUCCUCGCACCUUCGCGAUGAUGGAUCAAGAUUUCAGCCCCAAAAGCGAGUGAUGCGUAUUGCUCGGCUCAGACCAUGGCCAUUCUCUAGCACCACCGUAGCAUUGGCAAGCUGCAGCAGCGACCAUUUCCCAAAGCGGCGUCCUCUAUAUCUCCGAUGCCAGGGAGGAGUGAUUUGCCCCAGGGCCCAGGCUCACAUCCUUUCUCGAAUUGUCUCUGGCCCACGAUGCGCUCGCAUUCCUUGCACCGGAUGUAUGGCCUCUGCUGCCCACGGGGCCCUUGAGAAGAAGGCGAUGCGAGGAAUGGUUGGCUCGUCUGGUGAGGCAUCACAGUCCCGUGCAUCGACGCAGGAACAUUGGCCACGACACGACGCUGAAUGGGGACAACCUCGACACAGCAGCUCGCGCCCGCCUGGCUGGGACCGCGAUGUUUCAUCUACUUCCCAGAGGUCCACUCCGUAAAUAAACCCAUGCAGCGAACAGAUGAUCAUAGGUUUGCUAGCAGUGCCCGGCUCCGCGCAGAUUGGCUCACCCAGGGAGGUUUAGUAGCUGCAGGACUCACGACCAGACGGGCAACGGGGGGGUCAUCCAGUCAGCACGGCAUCUACGGCCGCCCCAGAAAGCGGUAGGCGGUCGGUGGCGGUGGUCCUGACGCCACGGCCCGGUAGCCGCUCGAGUUUAGCAUCGGGG